Drosophila takahashii is the source of this 516-nucleotide messenger RNA. The record is from RefSeq and is a predicted model, not a curated record. Lineage: Eukaryota; Metazoa; Arthropoda; Insecta; Diptera; Drosophilidae.
AUGGUACACUUUGGAUUAAAAUUUUUUCGGUACCGAUUAGAAGUAGAGCUACCUUUCACCUAUUCUAUUAGUUACACAUUUUUAGUUUUGACAAGAAUGUGGAGCUCGGAAAACUGGAUUCUGCUGGGUCUCCUGCACCUCUUUGCUCCUAUUGACUGCUGGAAAUUGCCACCGAACGCAUGCACCGCCAAUGGAACUCGAGAAGCAUGUCCUACAUCAUGUCCUGACUCCUGCGAGUUCUACGGCAUAGGACCGUGCAUUCGAAUGUGUGGAGCUCCAUGUGUAUGUAAGCCAGGAUAUGUGAUUAAUCCAAUGAUUCCAGCCUGUGUCCUGCUCUCCGAUUGCCCGAAAGAUGUAGUUAGAAAGCCAACUGGGGGUCAACUUAUCGAUCACUUCAAAUGUUUUAGUCACAAUUUUGACUGUUUGCUACCGCCGUAAAUGGUACACUUUGGUUUAAAAUAUUUUCGAUACCGAUUAGAAGUAGAGCUGUAAAUAAAAAAGCCGUUCUAUACUUAA